AUGUACUACAAUGCCCUUCAUGUUGUUCAAAUCUAUCAAGACCCAGUAGAAAUCACAUUUAAGGUUGUUCUAUCAGGAAAAAUUGCUGUUGGAAAUCGCUUCCGAAUCCCACAUAUUAAUACAAUCCUUCCUCCGCAUCACCUACAUCCCCUAUUUGACGAUAAAUUCUCACGCAAUGAAAUUAAUAUUAGCCUCUACCACUGUCCACCCUUUGUGGUUGAUAAGGAGCCCACAAGUGAUGAUAACAAUGGCACAUUAAACAUACGAAGAUUCGAUGGAGUUGAAUUUCUCUUGAUGGCCCACAUUACAAAGCACUGGAAGAGGAGAUUCUUCGUCCACCGCGACAUUCCUGGUCAACUAGAUCCAAAAAACUACAUUUAUCUGGACCUAAUAGAACGACAAGCAAAUAUAGGCCUUUGCGGUUUGUGGCUCAUUGAAGAACUCGUCAUUUACUUGGAAGUAUCUCAUCCCUAUGCUCAGCAAUGCAUCUCAUUACUUGUUCCACGACUUCCGGCAAUUCCACGUGGACACUACAUCUAUCUAGCCUUUGGGGAGAGACUCUGGCUCAUCUACAUCGCCCUUGUUAUCCUCAUUUCCCUCCUAAUCUACUUCUUUGUCUCUCACAACACAAACGACAGUAUUCCUUUUCAAUUUAAUCUUUUUACGGAAUCAGUAGUGCACGUUUUGGCGAUUGCUACACAACAUGGAAUAGCCCCAUUUCCAAGAAGACUCUCAGCUAAAGUUCUCAUCAUGACAUGGAUCUUCUUCAGCUUCCUCAUGGGAGCAAUCUAUUCAACUCGCUACACAUCCAUCCUAACCACGUCCUUGUUCCGUAAACCAAUCAACAGCAUUCGAGAAGUUAUGGACAGAAAAAUCAAAUGGGGCGAUCCGGGAGAUCAUUUAAAGGACGAACUACUCAAAUCUGGCCUACCGGACUACCUUGAAUUGGCUGAAUAUGCAAUUGAUCCAAAUGCAGAAGAAGCAGAAAAGCUCAUGAAGUCCAUCUACUACGCUCAAGCUAUUUCAGUUCUAACUUCCGAUUGGGCAGCUGGAACGGAGAAAUUUGAGAAUGUUUCAUCCCAAUAUCGCGUUAUGAAAAAUUGUAUUUACAAAUUCGACACCGUUUUUGCCUUCCAGAGCAACUCCCCGUACGCUGCGUACUUCAACAAGGAAAUCCCAAAAUAUGUAGAAGCAGGAUUCCUCCAACAUUGGCUAAAAUUGUACGAUGUUCACUACAAAAAAGACUUCAUUGCCACCUUUUUCCUUGAGACAAAAGAACUAAUGCGAGGACCUCAUACUCUAUCAGUUGAUAAUAUCGUCAUGGGAUUGUAUAUUCUGGCAAUUGGUCAAGCCAUUGCCACGGGGACUUACCAAUUCUCUUCUCUUCUGGAAUCAGCUGAAAAGAUCCGGCAUGAAGUCCAAAUUUCCAAGCAAUGA
Lutzomyia longipalpis is the source of this 1437-nucleotide messenger RNA. RefSeq lists its product as uncharacterized. The record is from RefSeq and is a predicted model, not a curated record. NCBI's taxonomy places the organism in Eukaryota, Metazoa, Arthropoda, Insecta, Diptera, Psychodidae. Gene Ontology annotation, cellular component: membrane. The transcript has 5 exons. The coding region runs from base 1 to 1437 and encodes 478 amino acids. Gene Ontology annotation, molecular function: ligand-gated monoatomic ion channel activity.